Paramisgurnus dabryanus is the source of this 2565-nucleotide messenger RNA. RefSeq names its product E3 ubiquitin-protein ligase TRIM39-like. Lineage: Eukaryota; Metazoa; Chordata; Actinopteri; Cypriniformes; Cobitidae. Gene Ontology annotation, molecular function: zinc ion binding; protein binding. The record is from RefSeq and is a predicted model, not a curated record.
AUGAAGCAGUAGCCGUUUCCCAAUGUCAAGGAAGGAUCCUCGGAAGCUAGAAUUUCGAGGAUGCUACGUCAUCGACGUCCGUCGAAGGACUGUUCCAAUGUCGAGGAUCCUCGAAAUUUCAGCCAAGGACUGAGUCCUUCGUUCGACAAAUAUCCCAUAUACAGGAAAGGAUGCAAAUUUGUAUCCUUCGCGCUCUUCACGCGCUGAAAUCACCCACAAUCCUCUGCGCGCAGCACCGAAAGCACACCUUUCAAUCACGUAAUGACGUAAUGACGUGCACUUGCUAGCCUGUUCCAUUUAACGUGUUCUCCGAAUGCUUAAAAGGAGCCUCGCCUCGCCUCUGAAGGAAGUGACUUGUAAGGACUAGUCCUGCCAAGGAAGUAUCCUUGACAUUGAGAAACGGCUAGUAUUUCGAAAUUAAUCGGUGACGUCACUUGCGCGAAAGUGAAACUACAUUGAUGAACAACAGAUUAUCGUAACCACAGAAUAUUUCCGUUAUUGUAACGGUGUAGUGGACACCGCUGAUAUUCACUUACAGCAGAUUUAACCAGAGAGAACCAAACUGACUGAGGCAUCGCUCAUUUACUGAACAUAGGUGGCAGGAAGUGACGUAUAUACACAACAUUUACACAUUUUGGCCAGGUCAUUGUCCGAAAGCGGAUAGCAGUCAUGUCAUCCUCCAGUGAUCCAAUGGCCGAGGAGUUUCAGUGUUCAAUUUGUCUGGAUGUGUUCAAUGAUCCAGUCAGCAUUCCAUGUGGACACAACUUCUGCAAGAUCUGCUUGAAUACAUACUGGAACAACUGUCAAGACAUCAGCUGUCCAAACUGUAAAGAAACAUUCGAGAAGAGACCUAAACUCAAGAUUAAUACAACACUCAGAAAUCUUGUGGAUGAACAUAAGAAGAAAACUGCAGAGAAACAACCUGGGGUUUACUGUGACAUCUGUGAGGAAGUAAAACUGAAGGCUGUGAAGUCCUGUCUGGUGUGUCAGAGCUCUUACUGUGAAACUCAUCUGGAGUCUCAUAUGAGAGUGACAGGUUUACAGAAACACAAACUGAUUGAUCCUGUGAAUAAUCUGCAGGAUUAUAUUUGUCUGAAACAUGAGAGACCUCUGGAGUUCUUCUGUAGGGAUGAUCAGACAUGUGUGUGUCUCAUCUGUACUGUCACAGAUCACAAGAAUCACAACACUGUGACUGUAAACGAAGAAAGAGAAAAGAAGAAGAUUGAGCUGUUGAAGACACAGACAGAUGUGCAACAGAUGAUCCAGGACAGAAUCAAGAAGAUUCAAGACAUCAAACAUUCAGGAGAACUCAGAAGAUUUGAGCUGCUGGAGAUGGAGGAAAAGCAGAAAGCAGCAGAAAAACAGGAUGAAGAUCUCAUUAAAGAUCUGGAGCAGGAGAUCACUGAGCUGAAGAGAAGAAACACUGAGCUGGAGAAGAUCACAAACACUGAAGAAAAUCUACACCUCAUACAGGAGAAACAUCUAAAAGGCUGGAGAAAGCAGCAACAUUUUUCAUCUGCUCACCAUUUAAAACAUUUAAGACUUCAGUCCUCACCGCUUGUUGGGAGAAUCAGAUCUUAUUUGUGGUUUCUUGUUGUUCCUGUGGGAAUCUCCCUGCUGAUGCUCUACCUCACUUCUUCCACUGAUGUUCAGUCUCUCAACAUUGAAAAACUCGGUGAAGUUGUGUUGAAGAAGAUGCAGCAGUAUGCAGUGGAUGUUACUCUGGAUCCUGAUACAGCAAAUGCUAAACUCACCCUUUCUAAUGAUAAGAAACAAGUGAGAGAUAAAGGCAUUUUGCUUGACCUUUCAGAAAACCCAAAUAUGUUUGAUUUGUAUAGUGUUGUCCUGGGUAAUGAGGGAUUCUCAUCAGGGAGAUUUUAUUAUGAGGUUCAGGUGAAGGGAAAUACUAACUGGAGUUUAGGUGUGGUCAGAGAAUCUGUUAACAGAAAGGGAGAGAUCACAAUGACACCAGCGGAUGGAUUCUGGACAGUUUCUCUGAGCAAUGAUAAUGAAUAUAAAGCUGCUGCUGGUCCUGAUGUCAAUCUGUGUCUGAAAGUGAAUCCAAAGAAGGUGGGUGUGUUUGUGGAUUAUGAGGAGGGUUUGGUCUCCUUUUAUGAUGUGGAGUCCAGAUCUCAUAUCUACUCUUAUACUGGUCAAUCUUUCAAUGAGAAACUCUAUCCAUAUUUUAACCCAGGUUUUAAUAAUUGGGGAAAGAACUCGAAACCAUUGAUUAUCACACCUGUCAACAACAAUCAGUAAAUUUGCCAACAAUGUAUAAAAUAUUUUCAUUUCAAAUAUGAAAACUUAAAAUAUGUACAUGCUACUUUUCAGAGAAUAACAGUCCUUUUGUCAUUUGAUGUCAUUGCUGAAAUUACAGAUUUUCCCAUUAAUUGUAAGAAUAUGUAUUUGACAGAAGAGACUUCUGGAAAGGGAAUAGUGAGGUAUUUUUCUACAACUAUUGUUCUUUUACUUCAGUUAUUGGGUCAUAACGGUGCGUAAUUAUAAAACAUGUGUGAGUGCCAAACGUAUUCUGUAUGAACUUCCAUUAAAAACUGUUGGUUUAAA